Molecule: messenger RNA, 3453 nt
Organism: Achroia grisella
Lineage: Eukaryota; Metazoa; Arthropoda; Insecta; Lepidoptera; Pyralidae
Exons: 1
Coding region: 307-3453 (1048 amino acids)
Biological process (GO): DNA integration
Molecular function (GO): nucleic acid binding
Source: RefSeq, a predicted model, not a curated record
AGAUCAUCUCAAUCAUUAGUUGCUCAAAAAACCAAGUUAGGUUGGAUAUUGUCAGGAGAGAUAGAAUCUUCUGGUAACAAUGAGAAAGAGUGUUGUUACUCAAUUGUUAGUUUGCAUUCUCAUUGUAAUGAAAACGAACUCCUACGUAAAUUUUGGGAGUUAGAAUCAGACAAUUCCAAUCUGAAUCGUAAACAUCUCACGCCUGAAGAGCAGAGAUGUGAGGAACUGUUCGUCGCCACUACCAAACGAGAUUCAUUCGGUAGGUAUGUUGUCAAAUUACCAUUUCGUGAUCAAAAUCCAACUUGUAUGUAUGGUAAUUCUCGAGAUAUAGCAGCUCGUAGGUUUUAUUUGUUAGAAAAGAGAUUAUUAAAAAAUCCUAAGUUAAAGAUGGAUUAUUCAAAUGUCAUAAAGGACUAUUUAGAUUUGGGUCAUAUGGAGCUGGUACCUGAUGAUGAACGUGAUAACAAAAACGCUGUUUAUUUGCCACAUCAUCCCGUCAUCAGAGAAGAUAAAAGUACUACUCAAACACGCGUUGUGUUUGAUGCUUCGUGCAAAGAUUGCAACGGUGUAUCCUUGAACGAUGAUCUAAUGGUUGGUCCGACUCUUCAGUCCGAUCUGAGACAUCUUAUCAUGCGCUGGCGAUUGUAUCCUAUAUGUCUAGUGGCAGACAUAACUAAAAUGUAUAGACAGGUGAAGGUUUUUCCUGAAGAUACAAACUUUCAGCGUAUCUUGUGGCGUAAUCCAGAUAAUCAAAAGGAUGACUUACAACAUUAUAGGUUACUCACAGUUACUUUUGGGACUGCUGCUGCACCUCAUCUAGCGGUAAAGACCUUACAGCAGGUUGCUAUUGAUGAGGGUAAUAAAUAUCCACACGUUUCUGAAAGAGUCCUCAGGGAUUUUUAUAUGGAUGACUUGUUGACCGGUUGUCAGAACGUUGAAGAAGGUCAAAGGGUCUAUAAAGAAAUGAAGAUGUUACUAGGCUCAGCAGGAUUCCAACUCAGGAAAUGGUGUAGCAGUAGUGAACGUUUGCUAGAGAAAAUAAAGGAAGGAAACGAGGAUAAAUUAAGUAAUCUAGAACUAAAAAUAGAUUCAGUAAUGAAGAUACUUGGACUUACAUGGAAUCGACGCUCUGAUGUCUUCGAAUACUCCGUUCAGUUGCCGCCACUGAGCGAACCUGUCACUAAAAGAAAGGUUAUAUCGGAUGUUGCACGAUUGUUUGAUCCUCUUGGCUGGAUCGCACCCACCAUUAUAACUGCUAAAGUAUUCAUACAGAAGCUUUGGCUUUCUGGAAUCGAUUGGGAUGAAGAACUUCCAUCUCAGUUAUUAAAAGAGUGGAUUAUAUACAGAAACGAAUUAUGUUUACUUACCAAUUUACAAAUUCCUAGAUGGAUUAACUCGAGGGCCGAUGACAAGUUAGUUGAAUUACAUGGUUUUAGUGACGCGUCGAAUGUGGCAUACGCUGCUGUAGUUUAUGCACGUAUAGUUAGUAGAAAUGGUGUAAUACAUGUAAAUUUACUUACCUCUAAAACCAAAGUUGCUCCUGUUAAACAGAUAUCCAUUCCCAAACUCGAACUGUGUGGCGCCGUCUUGCUCGCGAAACUGCUCCUGGAAGUGUCAACGGUUCUUACUGUACCUAAAGAAAAUAUUCAUGCUUGGACCGAUUCAACGGUUGUACUCGCUUGGCUAAGAAGUCAUCCGAGUAGGUGGAAGACUUUCAUUGCUAACCGGGUUUCAGAAAUACUAACGGUUCUUGAUAGUAACCAGUGGUCACAUGUCCAAUCAAAGGACAACCCUGCGGAUUGUGCCUCCAGAGGAGUCAAGCCUCAGGAUUAUCAAAAUGAUUUGUGGAGCACAGGACCACUUUGGCUGAAAUCAGAAAAUAUUAUUUAUAAAAACAAAGAGGUAAAUGAUACAAACUUAGAAGAGAAAACAAACAAGGUAUGUUAUGCAACUACAACCGAGGAAUUUAGUCUAUGGAAUAAAUACUCAUCAUUGCGCAAACUUGUCAGAGUUGUUGCUCUAUGUAGACGAUUUCUUCUUUCACGAACUGCUCUCCAACCUGAAAAGAAAAACAAAUAUGUUAGUAAUGAAGAAUAUACUGAAGCUUUGAAUGUAUGUAUCCGACAACAUCAAUCUAUAUAUUUUCAAGAAGAUCUGUAUAAUUUAGAAAAAUCUGGAAAACUUAAUAAUAAAAGCAAACUUACCUCUCUCAGUCCAUUUGUUGAUGAUGUUGGUGUCUUGCGAGUUGGUGGACGAUUACAGUAUUCUCAAAUGUCUGAAGAAAUGAAACAUCCUAUCCUCAUUGCUAAGAAAUCUCAUUUUACUCAUUUAUUAAUUGCUGAGGCUCAUUCCAGAACUGUUCAUGGUGGACCUCAGCUCAUGAUAAAUUACUUGCGAACCAAGUAUUGGAUUAUAGACGUUAAAAAUAUGGUUAAAUUGUACGUUCGUAAAUGUGUUGUCUGUAUUCGUCAUGGAUCUAUUGUAAAACAUCAGCUAAUGGGUCAACUUCCUUCGGUAAGAGUUACAGCUUGCCGACCUUUUUUUCGUAGCGGUGUAGACUUUGCCGGUCCUAUCAGCAUUCGUACUAGUAAGGGUAGAGGUCAUCACUCCUAUAAAGGUUAUAUAUGUCUUUUCAUCUGCAUGGCUACUAAAGCUGUUCACCUGGAGGCAGUGAGUGACUUAACCACUCAGGGUUUCUUGGCAGCUUUUAAGCGCUUUGUAGCAAGGCGAGGACAUUGUGCCGAUAUAUGGAGUGAUAACGGUACGAAUUUUAUAGGUGCUGCUAGAGAACUUAAAUCACUUUUUUCUACAGAAAGGUCUGCUAUAGCGACAGAAAUCGCAAAUUCACUUGCUUGCAAUGGCACUAAGUGGCAUUUUAUCCCUCCCCGCGCUCCAAACUUUGGUGGACUCUGGGAAGCAGGGAUAAAGUCCACAAAAUACCAUCUUCAGCGCGUAAUUGGAAACUCCACACUUACAUAUGAGGAAAUGGCAACAGUCCUGACCCAAGUGGAAGCUUGUUUAAAUUCCCGGCCACUCUCUCAGAUUAGUAACAACCCUGGUGAACCAUAUGCACUUACCCCAGGGCAUUUUUUGGUGGGAGAGCCCUUAGUUGUAGCUCCUGAUUCAAAUUAUGAAGCUUGCAACCUUAGUAAUCUCAAACGUUGGCAACUAACACAAAGGAUGUUGCAGCAUUUCUGGCGACGUUGGUCGCAAGAUUACAUUACUCAAUUCUUUCAUCGUCGUAAAUGGAAACAUCUCAUUCAAGAACCAAAUAUUGGUGAUGUAGUGUUGGUAAGGGAGGACGAUUUACCACCUGCUAAAUGGUUGUUUGGUUUAAUAAUUGAUAAACAUGAAGGUUUGGACAAGAUUACACGCGUUGUUAGUCUUAAAUGUAAGGGUAAUAUUAUUAAAAGACCAUUAUCUAAGAUAUGUUUACUGCCUGUAACAGAAUAA